AUGAAAUUCUUCUCUCCCUUGCUCAUCAGCCUCGGCUGGCUUCAAGUCGUCGCGGCCGGCCGGUUCCCCGUCUCGCCGCCGAUGACCUGCUGCGCUCUCGUUUCCUGCCAAAUUGCUCCCUCCUCGGCAGGGUUCGACGACUGCAGGAACAACCUUGUCAAGACCAAGGUCGAAACGGCCAAGGUGACGUCAACUGUCGAGGUGGCCUCAGUGGUAGAUUGGACGACCACCUCGGUCGCCACUGUUGCCGUUCCUAUCGCUGUCGAUUUGCCGGCCGACACUAUAACCGUAUUGUCCACAGUUUAUAGAACUUUGACGCGGGGAAACCCCGUCUACGUCACCAAGACAGUCACAGCCGUGCGCGGCAGAAGUCCCCGCGACGAGCCGCCGCCAACGCCCCUGCCAGCGCUGGUGCAAGCUCGAGGGGUCAACCCAUCCGCCGUCCCCGCGUAUGCGGAACCUUCGUGUAACUCGUGGGAAAAAUAUACCGCAGCCUGCAAGUGUCUUGGUAUCCAGCCUGGUCUCUUCACCUCGACGCAGGCGGAAACGGAGUUCGAAUAUGUUAAUGUGCCAUCGACCAACACGGUGGUAGAGCACUCGACGGUAACGAUGGAAGUCCAAGUGUUUGCCAGUGUCGCACCGGUUACCACGACAAUGACCACUUAUGUCCAAGUUACAGUGCGCCCGACUAUUACAAGGACUCAUACCGUCCAGUCUAACCCUGGUAAAGCUAUCAUUGGCGCUGCGAAGUAUAAGUGUCUCAAGAGCCGACAAGGGGUGGAGAUGCUACUAUGUCUCUCGCGAACGGUAUAG
Messenger RNA from Parascedosporium putredinis, 813 nucleotides. The record is from the annotation of a GenBank genome assembly. Lineage: Eukaryota; Fungi; Ascomycota; Sordariomycetes; Microascales; Microascaceae.